AUGCCCGCCUCGGCCGGCUGCAAAGACGGAAGCGUACGAUCGUACGCUUCGGACGCCACGGCUCGCGGUGCAACAGAGAGCGAUGGUCCUGUUAGCGCAGCGGAUACACCUGACGGUGCAUCCGAACCUCCUGUCGUAGCACGUGGAGAGCGCGGGCUAAAAGGAGUGUCUGGUCAGGGACCAGACACAACGAAGAAAUUCUCCGCUGUAAGACGUCGAUGUGACAACAGCGUGUCGACUAUGGGAGUUGACACGCACUCGAUAUCAGAAUCGAGAAAGUUCUCCGCUGUGAGGCGUCGAGGUGACAACGGUGUGUCAACUCCGGGAGUUGCGACACACCGAUCCGCCCUCAGCUGCACGAAGCAGGGCGCGAUCAAGCCGGGCUUGAUGACGCGUGCCCGCCGGUACAAGAACCCGCCGGCGGUCGCUAGCAGACUGGAAUGUCUGCCGGUGGUAUCAAGAAACAUUCGUCCAUGGCCGGGCCUGGACGAAACACAAAAGAAGCGACGGCGCAGACACAAGACGCUGCGCAAGUCUCGGUCCGGGACCGAGACUCUUCAUGGUGUGUCUGCCGGGCCGACACAAGUGGCAACAAUGGCCGUCGAGACGUUGAACGUCUUGACGCGGGCCAGUACUGGGUAUCAGUACAAGAAGAUGGAUUUUGUGGACCCUCCGACUAAUACGUCGGAGUUGACCUCGCUUCCAGUCAUGACCUGGAAGCGCUUCGCAAAUGACCUGUACGAUGGACGCAUCGAACAGCUAUGCAUUCUUUCCGACCGCGAAAGAAUGAAAAGCGAAGCAGAGGAGUUGAGACAACUCUUCGGUGGAAGCACCACUGAGAGUGAGGAUACUCUCAGUGCCAAGACAAAGAAGGAACCCUUCGAGGACCAACGUUGGGACUCACUGAAGUCGAGUCUCUAUUACGCGAUUCUGCGAGAGCACAGAGACGUGCUCCCGGACGAGAUCUCUGCGGCGCUUCCGCAGGACAAUGGAAUAGACGCGACUUCGCGCCGAGCUACUUCGACGAUGCGGGCUGUGAACGAGAAGACGGACGUCAAGAUGCACAAGGAGCAUCUCCGGGAACUUCUUGGGCUCAUGCGCAAGCACAAGCUCUAUGCGAACCUGAAGAAGUGUAUAUUCGGUGCGAGCGAGAUACCCGUGCUAGGGUGUCUCGUUGGGAACAAUGGCGUACGCCCCGACCCUGAGAAGGUCAGAGUGAUCAAUGAAUGGCCUACGCCAUCCAACUUCCUUGGCCUUGCCACGUACUUGUGCAAGUACGUGGACAACUACGCGGGCAAGAUUCGCCCGCUGUCGCAGCUCCUGAAGAUGGAAGCUGCGUGGGUAUGGACUCCUGAGCGUCAGCAGACCUUCGAUGCAGUCAAGCUGGGCUUGACUGAAGCGCCGAUCUUGGCGGUGGUCGACCAAGAUCGUCCCUUUCACGUAUUCCGAGUGUACUUACUCUGCAACACGCCGUUCGUGGUCUACACGGACCACGCGUCGUUGCGGCCGGCUGUGAAGCCUCAGCACAUCUCGCCAAGAAUGGCGAGAUGGUUAUCCUUCUUCGCGGAGUACAACUUCCGGGUCGAGUACAAACCCGGAAGGUUAAAUGUCGUCGCGGACGCGUUGUCACGACGACCGGAUUAUGCUGUCAAGACAGUCGACGUCAACCGGCGCUCGGACAUAUACACCGUCGCCGUCUUUGUGAAGGCCGCGUAUGCGCAUGACGCAGACGCGAAGCAGCUGAUUGAGUUCCUCUCAGCUCCUUCCGACAAAGCACGUCGGAAGUUGGCCCCUCGUCUACGAGCGAGUGCACACCAGUAUCGUGUGCACGACGGUCUACUGCUUUACAGCGCUGUAGACGAAAAUGCAGAACGCAUUGUCGUGCCGAAUGAUCCUGAUCUGCGCAGCAGGAUCAUGUACGAGUAUCACGAUGUCCCCACGACGGGACAUCCAGUACGUGAGAAGACGUACUCCCUUCUCACGUGA
Phytophthora megakarya is the source of this 1986-nucleotide messenger RNA. The record is from the annotation of a GenBank genome assembly. Lineage: Eukaryota; Oomycota; Peronosporomycetes; Peronosporales; Peronosporaceae.